This is a messenger RNA of Adineta ricciae, 510 nucleotides long. The record is from the annotation of a GenBank genome assembly. NCBI's taxonomy places the organism in Eukaryota, Metazoa, Rotifera, Eurotatoria, Adinetida, Adinetidae.
AUGGAGCAUGGUUAUCGAAAAGUGAAAGACGUCCCAAUUGACGCCAUUCGGAAAUUAGCUCGUCCUGUCAUCACAGAAAAUGUUUUUACCUAUGCGAAGAAAUUCUGUCGACAAGUCAUCUGUGGUGCAAUAGGAUCUGCAUUCACUUUAACGUUGGCGAAUAUAUUCAUGUGGAAAUGGGAAAAGAAAUUUGCCCAACGACAAGCAUCUUCAAACGAAAUCUAUGGCCGAUAUAUUGAUGAUGUCUUUUUCACUUCGAAUAAGGCAUUAGACAAAGUUAAUGAAAUGCUAGAUACGGCUAACAAUUGGCACCCAAACAUUAAACUGGCGCGCAACAUUGGAUGUGAUGUGUCAUUUUUGGAUGUUCAUAUCGAAAACAAGAAUGGCACCUUGACAACAUCAGUUCAUCAUAAGGAAGCAGCUGAACCAUAUGUGGUACCGUUUACAUCUGAUCAUCCGAAACAUGUAUUCGGAAAUAUCAUUCAUACUGCUCUUUUACGNUACCACUAA